AUGCCCGACCAAGAUUCGUGGUUUGUAUGCAAGUGGUGCGAUGGCCGGGUGAUCGGGUCUAAGAAAGCCACUGAAGAUGAGGAAGCGGCAAAGUGGUUCGUUCCGGAUGAGGAGGACGAAGACAAGGAAGGCGCCUGGCCGGAAUUUCUUCCAGAUGGGGACCGGCCCAAUCUGGAUGGCACUCGGAUUGACCAAGCCAUCAUGGCUGCGGGCUCUGCCGCGCCUGGUCUGCAUGGUCACUUCGUCUGUCAAGAGCGUCUUACCCGGAAGCAACAUGUGCAGAUGGCCGAAUACAAGAAGAAAAUGGAGGAGGGCAAAGAGAAAGAAUUCAGUUUCAAUUCGUACCGCCCUCAUAGCUUAUGA
Alternaria ventricosa is the source of this 363-nucleotide messenger RNA. RefSeq lists its product as uncharacterized. Lineage: Eukaryota; Fungi; Ascomycota; Dothideomycetes; Pleosporales; Pleosporaceae. The coding region runs from base 1 to 363 and encodes 120 amino acids. The transcript is spliced from 2 exons. The record is from RefSeq and is a predicted model, not a curated record.